Sphaeroforma arctica JP610 is the source of this 187-nucleotide messenger RNA. RefSeq lists its product as hypothetical. NCBI's taxonomy places the organism in Eukaryota, Ichthyosporea, Ichthyophonida. The annotation marks the transcript as partial. Gene Ontology annotation, biological process: vesicle-mediated transport; intracellular protein transport. Gene Ontology annotation, cellular component: membrane coat. The transcript has 2 exons. The record is from RefSeq and is a predicted model, not a curated record.
GUGCUGCGGGAAUUGCGUCAGUACUCUACUGAGGCAGACAUCUCGUUUGUGCGCAAAUCUGUUCAGUCCAUUGGGCAGUGUGCGAUUAAAAUUGAGAUUGCUGCUGAUCAGUGCAUUGAGACGCUGAUGCAGUUGGUGGCCACGAAAGUGAACUACGUCGUCCAGGAAGCCAUCACAGUCAUCAGAG